Molecule: messenger RNA, 183 nt
Organism: Menidia menidia (Atlantic silverside)
Lineage: Eukaryota; Metazoa; Chordata; Actinopteri; Atheriniformes; Atherinopsidae
Source: the annotation of a GenBank genome assembly
AUGGAUGCACAGGUGGCCUUGCUGCUGGUAUGGACGGCUUUAGUCCUGCUGACACAUGAACUGACGUGGGCCGGUGCUGCAGAGGUCUACACCAACACUUGGGCUGUCCAGAUCAACGGGGGGCCACAGGAGGCUGACCGCAUUGCCAGGGAACAUGGCUUCAUCAACCAAGGCAAUAACUGA